This is a messenger RNA of Solanum pennellii, 967 nucleotides long. Its product is annotated as myb-related protein 340. The transcript has 3 exons. Gene Ontology annotation, biological process: regulation of DNA-templated transcription. The coding region runs from base 79 to 798 and encodes 239 amino acids. Gene Ontology annotation, molecular function: sequence-specific DNA binding; DNA-binding transcription factor activity. Lineage: Eukaryota; Viridiplantae; Streptophyta; Magnoliopsida; Solanales; Solanaceae. The record is from RefSeq and is a predicted model, not a curated record. Gene Ontology annotation, cellular component: nucleus.
AUUACUAAUUAGUAAAUCAAGAAGAUUUAAUUAUUGAAAGUUACUUAGCAAUUUUAUUACUUCAUUAAGCAAAAAAGAAUGGUUAGAGGAAUGAUGGGUUGGGGAGCUAAUACUAAUGAACAAGGAUGGAGGAAAGGACCUUGGACUCCUGAAGAGGAUAAGCUUCUCUCUGAGUAUGUUAAUUUGCAUGGUGAGGGAAGAUGGAGUUCUGUAUCUCGUUGUGCAGGAUUGAACAGGACUGGGAAGAGUUGUAGACUAAGAUGGGUGAAUUACUUGAGGCCUGGACUUAAAAGAGGUCACAUAACACCUCAAGAGGAAGGGAUUAUUAUUGAAUUACAUGCUUUGUGGGGCAACAAAUGGUCAACAAUAGCACGUUACUUGCCUGGAAGGACAGAUAACGAGAUAAAAAAUUACUGGAGAACACAUUUCAAAACAAAAGUAAAAGUUCCUGUAAAGCAAGAUAAGAAAAGAAUUCUGAGGCAGAUGAGAAACCAAACACAGCAAAAUUAUACCAACGUAUCCACAACGGACAUGUCACCUCAAGCAGAAGAAGUGAUCAUGAUCAAGAGCGAUAACGAUAACAUGUUUAGUAUUAAUUAUAAUAAUGAUGAGGAUCCGGUUGAGUUGCCACCAGUGACAACUACUUCAGACACAUGGACGGAGAAUUUUCCGAUGGAUGGAUUAUGGAACAUAGAUGAUGAGUUGAAGGUGGCAAUUCAAAAUCAAGCAGCUACUGCUAAUUGUUCUUACGGAACUGAUUAUGCAGUAAACUUAUAUAAUGGAGGUUUUAUUUUCUGAAAAAUAAUGGCGUUCAUAAUGGAACUAAGUAAUUAAUUAGUCAGAUGGUACGUGUAUGUUCAAAAUGCUUUUAAUUUUGAAGAAAAAGAUUUGGUUAUAGUACAAGUGAUUGAUUAUGGUUCUGUAUGAUGAUUUGUAUUUAAUUAACAUGAUUAGUUAAUUUGAUGAA